UGCCCAACUACAUUUUUUUUGUUAGAACUCCAAGGUCCAAGGAUGUAAUCAUUACUGUACGCAUUAACUCAUAUCUCAAGUUCUCAAAUGAAGUCAAAAUUAAAUGUAUUAUAACUAUAAUAUUACCUGUUGAAUUGUAGUUUAGUAUUCAUUAUUCUCGAUUCUCUUGUGCACGAUGUUUAAAAUAUGUGUUAAUUUUUUUUGAAUGAUAUUAAAUAAACAGCUAUAUUGUUCUGUUAUUUUUUAUUUUAAUAUGCAUAUCUUACUAAAAUUCAUUUUAACAGCAUUUUGUCUAGCCUCAUUGUGUGGAAGUUAUGAACUUAACAAGGUAAACACAAAAUGUAAUAUUCCAUUGGUAAUUCGUGGGCAGUGGUAUUCUUGGGAAAAUGGACACAGUACAACAACAGAAAUUGAUGCGACAAGUAUGUCUAAACGAGGAAAUUGCAUUCGAUCAAUGGAAGAAAACCAGGUAAAUUUCACAUUUGUAUUUCAAAAGAGUGCUGGUGAUUGUUAUACUUGUGUCAAAUUUAUGGUUCGGACUGUUAAUGUAUUGGAUAAAAUGGAAAGUGUUUGUAUGACUUUAAAUCCUAAUGAGUAUGAAUCUCCUGAUAAAAUAUGUCAAUUCCAAGACACACAAAUACACACAUUAUUUUCGGAAAAUUAUAUACCUGUAAACUGUCGGUCCAGUCUUGAAGGAGUAUGGCAAUUUGCAUACCAGAACCGUUUUCGUUUUACUGGUGAAUGUAAUAAUCCUGAAGCACAAAUUAAAUCUUGUCAAACGGCAGGAACACAGUUUUUAAUAACUAAUCAAAAAUUUAAUAUAACGUACAAAAAAUGCCCUGGUAUGACAGGCACAUUUGAUGGAGUUGUUGAGUACAGUUGCUUAGGAGACUGGUUUGUAGACAAAAAUCAUUUCUUUGCUGUUGCUAAUACUAAAGAAUCUCGAAAAGAUGAAAAAUAUCGAUGUUUCUUAAAAAAUCGGGAUGAUGAUUUGUAUAUUGGUGUGUCAAUUACAGCAGAGUGCAAUACUCUUCAGACGGUAGAAAAAAGUCCAGAGAGAUUACAUAUAAACCCUGUGAAAGCUGAAGUUGUGGAGGCAGGUUGCCGACUACCCCAAAAUUUUAGUGGUGAUUGGGUAAAUACAGCCAAUAUGGAUGCUGAUGUAUUUAUUAAUGAAACUCAUGUAAUUGAAACAUGGUAUCCGGAUGAAGCACGAUUCAGAAGAACAAUAUAUGUAUGUCGUGAACAAAGAGGAUCUCGUUAUAUGAUGGCACGGCUCACUGUUGAUGGAUGCCAAAAGGAUUAUGUAUGUUUUGAUUUUGUACCCAGACAUCAUAAUAUUAUUCGUUAUAGAAGAGGUAUAGCUUUUAUUAGAGAUAACUUCCAUACUGUAUGCUCUUGGGUACAAUUUCCCAAUAAAGAUAAUUGGAAAUAUGAUAUUUUUGUCUCCAAAACUCCAGUUCCUAUUAGAUGUCCAGUGGCAGGUAAAUUCAACUUCACUCAACAGGGUGAUUUUUUGUUUGAAACUCGUAUUCUUGGUGGUGUUACAUUAUCACCUCGUCCACAAAUUACAUGCAAGGACAAGAUAUCAGAUUUUGCUGCUUGUGAUGGUGAUCAAAAAGAGAUUACAAUUGAUGAAUCAUUUUGCCUUGACGUGGAUCAUCGUGGACAGCCUGUAGACAUUUAUAGUGAUCCAGACUACCGAUUACAUUGCAUAGGUUACUGGAAGGAAAAUUUGAAGUCUUAUUUAGUGACAUAUGAUCCUCUUGACGCUGCUAGCAUGUACAGAUGCUGGGUGUAUCAACGAGCUGAUCUUAACCGUGUACUAAUGUCACAAGCUAUAGGAUCAUUUUGUGAUCUUAAACAAGAUGCAUUUAGUAAUAACUUUACAGAAGGAGCCACUGUUGCUAUUGAGAUGACAGAAUAUGAACGUGAAAGAGAUCAAUGUCCAAUGUAUUUUGAUGAUGGCGCUAAUCCAUGGAUUCAUUCAGACAACUAUAUACAAGUAUUUAAAUAUGGUCGAUCAUCUACAUUAAUUGUUUCAUCCAGUAUGCUCUCAGUUGCCGUUCUCUUUACCAUUCUGUUGUAAAUUUUAAUUGGUAUGUCUCGCCGAGCUAUAAUUUAUACUUCUAGUAGCUUUAUCACAUAGUUCAGAUAUAAUUAUUUAUUCAUUGUUUAUGUAAGAUAAUCAGUAUCUUUUUUAAAUAUUGAAAGUUAACUAUAAUAAUUGUAUACACACUUUUUGCUUGACUACCAAAAUAUUUUAAUUUUAAAAUUUCGAUUUUUGUUGCCAUGCCCUGCACUUAAUAUUAUUUCAGAACAUAAUUUCUGAUGAAGAGUAAUUUAGUAUAUACUGUAAUUUUGAUUUUGAGAUUACAUAAAUCAUUCCAUUAAUUUUUAUUAGAAUUCUGAUUAGUAAAUUCCAAUAAUUAAUCAAUUUAAUAAUCCUAUUACACGUGUAUACAGAAAUUAACAAUUUUAAAGUUUGUUAAAUCACAAAAUUGAAAAUAUAAAUACAUAAUAUAUUUAAUUACCCACAUAUUGUUGAUAAUAUGAUAGUUGUCUUGAGCUGUAGAGAUAACAUAUAAAAAUACGAACUUGUCUUGCGCGAUAUACGAUUUUACUUCACAUCUGUUUUUAAACAUUAUGUUUAAUAAUUGAGCGUUGCAAAUCAUAUGGUUAUUAUUAAUUUUAAUAUAUUUAAUGAUAAAGAACAAAAUGUAAUGAACAAAACUGACUGUUCAUUAUGUAAUUAUUGUUAUUCUGAUUGUAUAAAAUGUAGCUUAAAAUAUACAAUAACUUAGAUUUUACAAUAUUGAUUUUGUAUUGAUAAAAAUAAUUUUUUAUUAUAUUUUUAUGAAUAGUUAUUAAAAUUAAUUUACCUAUGUAUAAUAUUUUACAAUUUAUUAUAAGAAAUAUAAUUGUGAUAAUUACAAACGAUCCGUCCAAUUUUGUGUCCAUUACAUAGUAAAUUGUAUAAUAAAAAAAUUACGUUUAAUACAUUUAUUUUUAUACAAAAGUUAUUUUUUAUAAAUUUUAAAUUUAUUUAAUUUUAGCUGUUAUGAAUAUAUUUAGUAACACUAUAUUUUUUAAAAAGUAUGCAAAAUAAUUGGUUUUUAUAAAUUACAUACCAUUUUGAUGAUGGGAACUAAAUUCUAAUUUUAUAUAACAUUUGUAUGUAAUUAUUUUUAUUUAAAAACAUAAUUAUAAUUGAUUCUUUUUAUUAUUA
Molecule: messenger RNA, 3229 nt
Organism: Metopolophium dirhodum (rose-grain aphid)
Lineage: Eukaryota; Metazoa; Arthropoda; Insecta; Hemiptera; Aphididae
Gene: udt
Exons: 9
Coding region: 206-2089 (627 amino acids)
Source: RefSeq, a predicted model, not a curated record